CAGCUGUUGCUCGCUUGGCCGGACAUUGCUGGCAAGGCACAAAGGUGCCUUCGGAGACUGGGCCAGCUCCGCGCAUGCGCCGCUCUCUCCGGCAUCACAGCUCUGCCUGUGGAUUGAAAGUUACAUCCCUUGAAUCUUCGCGGGAGGGGGUGGGGAGAGGGAAGGGGGAGAAAGAGGCAGCAACUCUCCACCCGGAGGAAGGAAUGUGGGCAGUUCGGCCGCGGGAGCGCGUGGGGAUUUUGCUCUUCCCUGCGAUGAUAGCCAUGGUCUGCUAUGCCAAGAGCCUGAAUGAGCCCAGCAACAUGUCCUACGUGAAAGAGACCGUGGACAAAUUGCUCAAAGGAUACGACAUUCGCCUGAGGCCGGACUUCGGAGGCUCUCCCGUUGACGUUGGCAUGAGAAUAGAGAUUGCCAGUAUAGAUAUGGUCUCGGAAGUCAACAUGGACUACACACUCACUAUGUAUUUCCAGCAGUCCUGGAGGGAUAAAAGACUAUCAUACUCUGGAAUACCUUUGAAUCUGACGUUAGAUAACAGAGUGGCUGACUAUCUCUGGGUACCAGAUACAUACUUCCUGAAUGACAAGAAGUCCUUUGUUCAUGGAGUUACUGUGAAAAAUCGAAUGAUUCGGCUACAUCCGGAUGGAACUGUUCUUUACGGUUUGCGGAUCACUACCACGGCUGCCUGCAUGAUGGAUUUACGCAGGUACCCUCUGGAUGAACAAAACUGCACGCUGGAAAUUGAAAGCUAUGGUUACACAACGGAUGAUAUUGAGUUCUACUGGAAUGGAGGGGAAUCUGCUGUAAGUGGAGUUAAUAAAAUCGAGCUCCCUCAAUUCUCAAUUAUCGACUACAAGAUGAUCUCAAAAAGAGUAGAGUUUGCAACGGGGGCAUACCCUCGGCUGUCACUGAGCUUUCGACUUAAAAGAAAUAUCGGCUACUUCAUUUUGCAAACCUACAUGCCUUCUACUCUGAUUACGAUUCUGUCGUGGGUAUCUUUCUGGAUCAACUAUGACGCAUCUGCUGCACGAGUUGCACUAGGGAUCACCACUGUGUUGACUAUGACCACCAUCAGCACUCAUCUCAGGGAGACACUGCCAAAGAUUCCAUAUGUGAAGGCAAUUGACAUCUACCUAAUGGGGUGCUUCGUGUUUGUGUUCCUUGCCUUGUUGGAAUAUGCAUUUGUAAACUACACCUUCUUCGGCAAAGGCCCACAGCAUCAGAAGAAAGCAGCUGAGAAGGCCAGCAGCGACAAGAGGAAACUGGAGAUGAAUAAAGUUCAGAUUGACGCCCGUGGGAAUAUUCUUCUUACUACCCUGGAAAUGAGAAAUGAAGUCAGCAGCACCAAUAUGCUGGCAGCUUUGAAUGACCCGAGAGCUACCAUGUACUCCUACGACAGCGCCAGCAUCCAUUACAGGAGGCCUGCCACCACAAGGGACCUCUACAACAGGAGCACUUUGGAUAGACAGACAACCCAUCAAAAGGGACGCCUACGGAGAAGAGCGUCGCAGCUCAAGGUCAAAAUCCCAGAUUUGACUGAUGUCAAUUCCAUAGACAAGUGGUCCAGGAUGGUGUUUCCUAUCACGUUUAUCCUUUUCAAUGUGGUCUACUGGCUUUAUUAUGUGCACUGAGUUAUGCUGUUAUCCUUUCACCUGCCUAGCCCAGACUCCUGUUCUCAAAUUUGCCAACCUUAAAGACUGUUGUAGCCGCAGUGCUACAUAUUCAAGGUACAAUAUUCAGCCAUUCUGUGGGUUAGGGUGCCCUUUUAAACCAUAUCCCAAAAAUCAAACCAUGUUUACUUCAAAAAAGAAGAAGACAGUAUCUAUUUGAACAUGCACUCAUCCUUUUAGAUCUGCUUUCAAAGAGCGACACUGAAGACACAAGUGCUACCCCUCUGUUUUGUUCUAAGGUUAUUUCUUGUGAUCUUUCCUUUCUUUUUUCUUAGCAUUUAAAACAUGGCAUGAAAAAAUUCUGCCUUAUUUUCCAAAACAUAUACAUUAGUCCUAACCGUAGGCUUGUUCACACAUUACACU
Messenger RNA from Lacerta agilis (Sand lizard), 2030 nucleotides. It is a transcript of the gene GABRB1, whose product is annotated as gamma-aminobutyric acid type A receptor subunit beta1. The transcript has 9 exons. Gene Ontology annotation, molecular function: extracellular ligand-gated monoatomic ion channel activity; neurotransmitter receptor activity; GABA-A receptor activity. The record is from RefSeq and is a predicted model, not a curated record. Lineage: Eukaryota; Metazoa; Chordata; Lepidosauria; Squamata; Lacertidae. Gene Ontology annotation, cellular component: GABA-A receptor complex; membrane; synapse. Gene Ontology annotation, biological process: signal transduction; chemical synaptic transmission; monoatomic ion transmembrane transport. The coding region runs from base 75 to 1628 and encodes 517 amino acids.